Molecule: messenger RNA, 1407 nt
Organism: Pochonia chlamydosporia 170
Lineage: Eukaryota; Fungi; Ascomycota; Sordariomycetes; Hypocreales; Clavicipitaceae
Product: mitochondrial chaperone BCS1
Exons: 1
Coding region: 1-1407 (468 amino acids)
Biological process (GO): protein insertion into mitochondrial inner membrane from matrix; mitochondrial respiratory chain complex III assembly
Cellular component (GO): mitochondrial inner membrane
Molecular function (GO): ATP binding; ATP hydrolysis activity
Source: RefSeq, a predicted model, not a curated record
AUGGCGACGACACAGACCCCAAGCUCACUAUUCAGCCUCGAUGCGCUUUUUGAUAACCCUCUCUUCGCUGGCGGCAUUGGUCUUGCCUCCUUAGGUGCCGCCGCGGCUUUUGCCCGCAGAGGCGCCAUUGUAGUCCUUGGUGCUGCGAGGCGACGGCUACUCGUGAACGUUGAGAUCAGCAAACAAGACCCUGCCUACCCCUGGAUUCUUGCUUGGCUGUCACAGCCACGUGAGGCUACUGGCUUCAUUGCCUCCCGCAUUACCCGAAUCCAUAACCUAUCCGUGACGACGACGACGACAAAUGCAAGAGGUGCUGGUGCUGGAGGACCCGUGAGUGCCAGUUUUUUUCUCCAGCCAGGUUACGGUCGACAUGUGGUCAAAUUCGGCAAUGCAUAUAUUGCUGUAAACAGGGAAAAGCAUAGCACAGCGAAUAUGAAUACGGGUGAACCGCACGAGAUUGUCCAGCUCACGACAUUGUGGGCCCAUCGACACGCUUUCGAAGGAAUAUUCGCUGAGGCUCACAAAUUGGCUGCCAAGGCAAACGAAGGAAAGACCGUGGUAUACUCGGCCCGAGGCAUGGAAUGGGCUCCUUUGGGGGAUUCUAGAAAAAAGCGGCCGCUUGGCUCAGUGAUUUUAGAUGAGGGCGUCAAAGAAAGCAUUGUCGCGGACGUCAGGGACUUUCUCUCACGCCAGCAAUGGUACGUAGACCGCGGCAUACCGUACAGGCGGGGAUAUCUUUUAUUUGGACCACCGGGAAGUGGGAAGAGCUCCUUCAUACAAGCCUUAGCAGGAGAGCUUGACUUUGGUGUUGCUAUGGUCAACCUCAGUGAAAUGGGCAUGACGGACGACAAGCUGGCGUACCUCUUGACCAAGCUACCUAAACGUUGUCUUUUACUCCUGGAAGAUGCUGAUGCUGCGUUUGUAAAUCGGCGACAGCGUGAUGCCGACGGAUACAGCGGCGCGAGUGUCACAUUUUCCGGUUUACUGAACGCUUUGGAUGGAGUUGCAGCAGGAGAAGAGCGGAUAGCUUUUCUUACAACAAACCAUAUUGAUCGACUAGAUCCGGCACUUAUUCGACCUGGCAGGGUCGAUAUGAUGCUUAGGAUUGGUGAAGCGACUAGAUACCAGGCCGGACAGAUGUGGGAUCGCUUCUAUGGCGACGAGGAUACCGACGGCUCUCAAAAAGAGCUGUUUUUGCGACGUCUGGAUGAACUGGGGCUGUUCGGCACGAACUCAGAUGGUACUCCUUCCAACAGACACACCAGUACGGCGGCAAUUCAAGGUCUUUUCCUGUUCAACAAAAGCGACAUGCAAGGAGCCAUCGAUAUGGCUAAAGGGCUGAUUCCUCGAGAUUUAGAGGCAGAAGAAGAUGGAGUCCCGAUGAAGCAAGCAAAAGAGCAGAGGUAG